CCAACACAACACAAACAAACAGCAGACAACGAUGAGGCAACUGCCUUUGUUGCCAGCUUGUGGCUUGUUCGUCUUCCGACUAUCCUUGCUAUCAGGUCUAUCAGCACCACGACGUCCUGUUGUCCUUGUGACAGUCCUCCUCUUCUUCUUCUUCUUCUGUUGCGUGUCGUACCCGUGGGUUGCUGCGCAGCCGAUGUUUGUGCAGGAUGACGAUGGCGCGCUGCACAUCAACACCACAGGGCCACACCAACAACAGCGACCACCAGUGCUUGUGAAUGGCGUGGAUGUCACCGGCAUGCUGCAGGCUCAGCAACGCGCGUUGUCGGACCACCUCGGAGUCAUUGAAUCGCAUGCGGCCACGAUUCAGUCGCAGGGCCUCACCAUCGCACGAAUGUGCAAGGCAGCGUCGCUGCCUAUUGAUACAAGCACCAUGGCCGGCCUUGGGACCGUGGGAGGCAAGUGGCUUGGCGCCGUGCGGGCGAACAACGGCUUGGUGUACGGGAUCCCGCAUCAGGCAAACGCUGUCCUCAUCAUCGAUCCCAUUUCCAAAGCAGUGGACAUGACAACCAUGUUUGUUGGCGCAGGCGGUUACAAGUGGGUGGGUGGUGUCCUGGCCAACAACGGCCUGAUUUACACGUUUCCCAGCGCGUCGCCCGCCGUCCUCAUCAUCGAUCCAGCCAAGAACACGACGGACACCACCACUCUCGGAAAUGUGCGUUUCGGCGGCAACAAAUGGCAGGGCGGCGUACUUGCCACUAAUGGGUUCAUCUACGGCAUUCCACGCGACGACACAACCGUGCUCAUCAUUGACCCAAAGAAGAACACGGCCGACACGGCGAGCAUUCAGGGCCUCGGAGGGGCGUCCAAGUGGUUCGAUGCAGUGCAGCCUCCCAACGGGCUCAUCUACUCUGCGCCGACAGCCGCAACGAGUGUGCUCAUCAUCGACCCGGCAACAAACACUGCCGAUACCACGUCCAUCAGCGGUCUUGGACCGGGCAUGAAGUGGUAUGGCACUGUGCUCGCAGACAACGGCCUCAUCUACGGCAUUCCGUACGAUUCGCCGUCUGUCCUUGUGGUGGACCCAAGCACGAACACGGCUGACACGACGACCGUGAGCGGGCUCAAUUCAUCACCACCUCAACGGUUCAAGUGGGUUGGUGGCGUUGUUGCUGCCAAUGGUUUCAUCUACGGGUUGCCCAGUUACGCAUCAGCCGUCCUCGUCAUCGACCCGUACACAAACACGACAGACGUCAGCACGCUACCUGCAUCAGGCAACACCCCAAAAUGGUUUGGAGGUGCACGUGCCAGCAAUGACAUCAUCUUUGGUGUUCCUGACGCUGCAGACGUCAUCGCCAUCGUAACGCCCUCGUGUUAG
Molecule: messenger RNA, 1375 nt
Organism: Salpingoeca rosetta
Lineage: Eukaryota; Choanoflagellata; Craspedida; Salpingoecidae
Exons: 1
Coding region: 32-1375 (447 amino acids)
Source: RefSeq, a predicted model, not a curated record